AUGGACAACUUCGGUUAUCGUGAGAUGGGGUGGCCGUCACCCCUCCAGACGCCGUCUCAGACGCCGCGAUCAAGACUAACAAACAGUUUCAGCUCGCGAAACAGAGAUCCAGAAGAAUUUCCACUUAGAAGCUCCUUCAGACAUGUGCGUAGCAUUGAUACACUCGAGGCAGCCAACGAACCAGGAAAGGCAAAAGAAUACUUAUUCGUUGGACCCUCACCACCAGCUGAAGAUGCUCCGAAUAUGUACCAUAGCUUUGAUAUGCAGGCUCCAGAUCCAGAAGCCAGGUUGACGGAGGAUUCAGUGCGUCGAGCGUUAUGCGAAAAAGCUUUAUCUCUUGGAGCAGGGAGAUUUUUUGAUGACCUCGAGUGUGGAUUGAUUACAGCAGAUAAUAUUGAAGAACAUAUUUCAUCAGCGCCGGAAAUUGUUGUUAAUUUAACGUUAUUAUGGGCCGCAUUUUUAACACGUGAAGAGUUAUUACCUACUAUUAUUGAAGCUGGUGCUGAUGUUCAUUAUUCGGAUCCAAUUGGUUUGACAGCGCUACAUAUCGCCGCUUUUAGUGGCGCCGGGCGAGCUGUUGCGUAUUUACUGUCCAUCGGUACCGAUAUUGAUUAUGCCCCUAAAUACUUUGCACCUCUACAUUGUGCUGCAUUUGGAAACUCAUUGGAAGUAGCAGAAUACUUAAUCGCGAACGGAGCGUCUUUACAUGCUGUAGUUCAACGAGCUGGUUGUGAGGAUAACCUGGUCCACUGUGCUGUUCGAAAUGAUGCUUUAGAGUGUAUGGAACUAUUUAUAGAGAAAGGAGUUGACCCAGGAUAUAUAACUUCUGGGGGACUAAAUGCUUUACAUUUAGCUGCUGAAUUGGGAUCUCAAAGGUGUCUUGCAUUUCUAUUGAAAGCAACGAAAUUAAGUGUUAAUGGUGUCACUAAGCAAAGGGAUAAAGAAUGUACAGCAUUACAUCUAUCAGCAUCAAGAGGUUACACGGAAUGUGUUGAACUUUUACUCUCAGAAGGAGCUAAAGCUAAUGCAAAAAAUUACAGAGGGUUUACUGCUUCACAUCUCGCUGCAAGGUGUUCAUCAAUGGAAUGUGUUGAAGUUCUUUUAAGAGAUGGAAACGCAGAUCCAAACGCUGAAGAUUACGAUAAACGAACUCCAUUACACGCUGCUAUAUCGAAAUCUGAACGUUCGUGUGAUAUAAUAGAACUGCUAGUAAGUUGGGGUGCACAAGUAAAUAUAAAAGAUGAAUAUGGAUAUUCACCAAUACAUCUAGCCGCAAUUGAGGGAUUAACAAGUUGUGUGGAAACAUUAAUAAUAUUAGGAGCCGACGUCACAUCCAAAUCAAAAAAAGGUCAUACAGCACUUAGUGUUAUAGUACGUAAAACACCAAAAUCUGUAGCAAUUUUAAGACACAAUCUUGAUAGUGGCAUCACCCUUAGUACGUCAACUGAAGCUAAUGAAGAAGUUCAGAUUGAAUUCGAUUUUGGGAAGCUGUUAAAAUAUUCGUAUCCGCGUGAAAUUACUUAUUUAAAUAGUUUGAUUGAUGAAGGACAAAAAGAUAUUUUACAACACCCGUUAUGUUUAGCAUUUCUAUUCAUGAAGUGGAAAAAGAUAAGAAAAUUCUAUUUAGCUAGGCUAAUAUUUAGUUUCCUCUUUGUUGUGUUCCUGUCAAUCUACGUGUUGACGGCCGUUGUAAAGACCUGUCACGGUAAAUAUGCCAAGAAGUACGAUGUGCCUAACGAAUUAUGCCAAAGACAAUCUUUACUUGGAGAUAUUUUAGAAGAUAAUCCCAUAGAAUUAGAGAGAUGGGUUUUGUUAGCAAUAACUAUUUUUGAAAUAGUCAGGAAAUUAACAGGCAUCACCGGCUAUUCUAGUAUUUAUCAAUAUUUUACAACAUUCGAAAAUCUAUUAGAAUGGUUCGUUUUACUUUCCGUAUUCUUGCUGUACGAUAUAGAACAUGAUUACGGCUGGCAAAAUCACGUAGAAGGCUAUGCUGUUUUAGGAGCUUGGACAAAUUUGAUGUUGAUGAUGGGUCAACUACCUAUGUUCGGCGACUAUGUGGCUAUGUAUCAAAAAGUUUUGACAGAAUUCUUAAAGCUAUUAUUAGCGUACAUUUGUCUGUUGUUGGGAUUUGCUAUAUGUUUCUUAGUUGUGUUUCCCAACGAAGAAAUGUUUUCAAACCCUUUAAUGGGUUUUAUCAGUACACUGUCAAUGAUGGUUGGUGAACUUAACUUGAACAUUUUGAUAAACGAUCCCUUCUUAGAAGAUCCACCUCUAAUUUUCGAACUGUCAUCUCAGUUUAUUUUCAUUUUAUUUCUUAUGUUUGUGACUAUAAUACUUAUGAAUCUAUUAGUUGGUAUUGCAGUUCACGAUAUUCAAGGAUUACGAAAAACAGCAGGGCUCUCAAAACUAGUGAGACAAACUAAACUUAUAUUAUUUGUUGAGAUGGGAAUGUUUAGUUCAUUACUACCCGCAUGUCUCCAUAAAUACAUUUACAGAACAGCAUUAGUUUCUCCAGAAGCAGGAAAAGUAAUUUUAAGUGUAAAGCCAUUGAAUCCUCGCGAAAAACGAUUGCCGACUGAUAUCAUGAUGGCAGCUUACGAACUAGCACAACUGAAUAAACUCAAAUCAGGACGUUCAGUAAAAGAAGUUUUGUAUAAGAACAAGUACCACUCUAAAUAUAAACAAGACGGGCAAACGGACCAUCAGUUUAAUAUAGAAAUACGUGGAAUGCAAGAGAAAAUCGAUCAAACGACAUUCAAUCUAAAGAAAAUUGAUCAAGAGAUGAGACACUUGAAUACACUGCUGAUGGAACAGCAGCAUUUACUCCAGAAUUUGUUUAAAAUGACGGAUAGGUCUUAUCUAAAUUCCACGCAGUUUAAUCCAGACUCACCUGUAUUCUUUCAGGGCUCUAACGUGUCGGACGUUACAUCUACCAAAUAA
This is a messenger RNA of Pieris macdunnoughi, 2940 nucleotides long. The record is from the annotation of a GenBank genome assembly. Lineage: Eukaryota; Metazoa; Arthropoda; Insecta; Lepidoptera; Pieridae.